Molecule: messenger RNA, 1632 nt
Organism: Rangifer tarandus platyrhynchus (Svalbard reindeer)
Lineage: Eukaryota; Metazoa; Chordata; Mammalia; Artiodactyla; Cervidae
Source: the annotation of a GenBank genome assembly
AUGGAGCAGGUAAAUGAGCUCAAAGAGAAGGGCAACAAAGCCCUGAGUGCUGGCAACAUUGACGAUGCGUUACAGUGCUACUCUGAAGCCAUUAAGUUAGACCCCCAGAACCAUGUGCUGUACAGCAAUCGCUCAGCGGCCUAUGCCAAGAAAGGAGACUACCAGAAGGCUUAUGAGGACGGCUGCAAAACCGUUGACCUAAAGCCUGACUGGGGCAAGGGCUAUUCACGAAAAGCAGCGGCUCUUGAAUUCUUAAACCGGUUUGAAGAAGCCAAGCAAACCUAUGAGGAGGGUUUAAAACAUGAAGCAAACAAUCCUCAGCUCAAAGAAGGUUUACAGAAUAUGGAGGCCCGGUUGGCAGAAAGGAAAUUCAUGAACCCUUUCAACAUGCCUAAUCUGUACCAGAAGUUGGAGAGCGAUCCCAGGACAAAGACUCUGCUCGCAGAUCCUACCUACCGGGAACUGAUCGAGCAGCUGCGGAACAAGCCGUCUGACCUGGGCACGAAACUGCAGGAUCCCCGGAUCAUGACUACUCUUAGCGUCCUGCUUGGAGUUGAUCUGGGCAGUAUGGAUGAAGAGGAGGAAGUUGCAACACCUCCACCACCACCUCCUCCCAAAAAGGAGACAAAACCAGAGCCAAUGGAAGAAGACCUUCCAGAGAAUAAGAAGCAGGCGCUGAAAGAAAAAGAGCUGGGGAAUGAAGCUUACAAGAAGAAGGACUUUGACACAGCCUUGAAGCACUACGACAGAGCCAAGGACCUGGAUCCCACCAACAUGACUUACAUAACCAACCAAGCAGCUGUGUACUUUGAAAAGGGUGACUAUGGGCAAUGCCGGGAGCUUUGUGAGAAGGCCAUUGAAGUGGGACGAGAAAACCGAGAAGACUACCGACAGAUUGCCAAAGCUUAUGCACGAAUUGGCAACUCUUAUUUCAAAGAAGAAAAGUACAAGGAUGCCAUCCAUUUCUACAACAAGUCUCUGGCAGAGCACCGAACCCCAGAUGUGCUCAAGAAAUGCCAACAGGCAGAGAAAAUCCUGAAGGAGCAAGAGCGGCUGGCCUACAUAAACCCUGACCUGGCCUUGGAGGAGAAGAACAAAGGCAAUGAAUGUUUUCAGAAAGGGGACUACCCGCAGGCCAUGAAGCACUACACGGAAGCCAUCAAACGGAACCCCAAAGAUGCCAAAUUGUACAGCAACCGGGCCGCCUGCUACACCAAGCUCCUGGAGUUCCAGCUGGCGCUCAAGGACUGUGAGGAGUGCAUCCAGCUGGAGCCAACCUUCAUCAAGGGUUAUACUCGGAAAGCAGCCGCCCUGGAGGCCAUGAAGGACUACACGAAAGCCAUGGAUGUCUACCAGAAAGCACUCGACCUGGACUCCAACUGUAAGGAGGCUGCAGAUGGUUACCAGCGCUGCGUGAUGGCCCAGUACAACCGACACGACAGCCCCGAAGAUGUGAAGCGGCGGGCCAUGGCCGACCCGGAGGUGCAGCAGAUAAUGAGUGACCCGGCCAUGCGGCUCAUCCUGGAACAGAUGCAGAAGGACCCGCAGGCGCUCAGCGAACACUUAAAGAAUCCUGUGAUAGCACAGAAGAUCCAGAAGCUGAUGGAUGUGGGUCUGAUAGCCAUCCGGUGA